Molecule: messenger RNA, 987 nt
Organism: Camelina sativa (false flax)
Lineage: Eukaryota; Viridiplantae; Streptophyta; Magnoliopsida; Brassicales; Brassicaceae
Source: RefSeq, a predicted model, not a curated record
UGUGGAAGUAGUAGUUAUACCAAAACCACCAAUCUAACUUUAUAACCAAAGAGGUUUGUUAGAAAGAACAGUUAGAAACUCCUCUGGUCUCUCCUCUUCUUCUCCGAUCAUGCUAACUAGAGUCAUCUUCCUCACCGCAGUCGCCACUUCUAUUCUCGUCGUCCUUCUACUCGCUUUACUCUCACCUGUUCCUGAUUACGACCCGCCGGGAUCACUCUUCUCCUUCUCCCUCUACGUUCAGCAAACGCAUAUACCAUCCUCCACCUAUUCGUCUCGUCGGCCCAGUCAACGCAUAGCCCGUCCCCGCGGACGAGGAGGAGGAGGAGCAUUGAUUUUCCGGCGUACACUAACGGAAGGACCAGAAAACAAUUCUCGGAUAGUAGGCAAAGCCGAGGGAUUCAUAAUCCCGCAUGAAGAUUUUGCUAACUCGGAUUUUAACGUGAUAUACUUGACGUUGGAGACGCCCGAGUACACGGGGAGUGUUAGCAUUAGGAGCAGAGACAUGACACAUAAAUUGGAAGAGGUUAUGGAGGUAGUAGGAGGGACAGGAGCUUUCGCGUUUGCUCGUGGAAUUGCCAUGUUUGCUGAGGUUGAUGAUCAUGAGGAAGAAUCUGUAACCACUUAUCGUGUUAAGCUUCUGCUUAGAUUUCCACAUACUUCUCACCUAGAUCCACAAUGAUGGACAAUUUUCUAUUACAAUAUCUGUGUAUAAAUAAAGUUAUUUACAUAUUCACUACAUAUGUUCAAAGAACUCUAAUUAGCAAUAAUCAAUUUUGGUUUCUUUUUGCGAAUAACUUCAGCUAGCAAAUCGUAUUCAACGACUAAAUAUUAUGGCCAUUCAUGAAGAAGCAUCAAGGGUAUUAGUCUAGCCAACUAUGCAUAGUCUCAUCAAUGACAUAAGCAUAAGGAGUUGUUCAAUGUUUGAAGUAAGGAUAAAGAGGUCAUCAGGCCACGUAAGAAUAACGAGCCCAAGCUUUCCCAACCUGU